Periconia digitata is the source of this 527-nucleotide messenger RNA. The record is from the annotation of a GenBank genome assembly. NCBI's taxonomy places the organism in Eukaryota, Fungi, Ascomycota, Dothideomycetes, Pleosporales, Periconiaceae.
CUCACAAUCAACCCCUCUCCGAGCAUAUACCAUGUACAAACUGCACUGUCAACUGCACGGUACAGUCAGCGCCGAUUACACACCCGCAGACGGAGCACCCGGGAGAUUGGGAUAGGAAGGUUGGAGGCAAAGGGAAAUCAUGGGAAACGGGAUUGAAUCAAUGCCGCCGCCUCCUUCCCUCCUUUUCCUGUCCUUUCACCAGCUACCUUCCAUUCGCACGUCCUGCCGUCACUGUUUCCUUGGUGCUGUUUGGAUACGGGACCUGCGCGCGCUUCAGGCUUUGCUUGGGUCGGCGUGCUGACGAGAUUUUUUCGAGCUUCGCUCACAUGCCUUCGGGGAAUCCCUGGACUUGUUUGCAAUUUGGCCACUUGGAGGCCAACACGAUACGCCUGCUUGGUUUCUAUUUUCCCGUUCAAUCAAUUCGAUUGUGUAUCCUGGUCGGGGACACCGGUCGGAGAAUGAGAAAGAGGCGGGGAAACAGUUAUGGGCGCCUAGUUGCGUCUCGAACCAUUAAUGUAUCCCGGUAA